UCCGACGACUCAUGAUCAUUUAAAGAAUCUGCAAGACAUGGUUUCUAAUUGUUUAAGAAUAUAUUUAUUCGUCAUAUUAUCAUGCAUUGCAAUAACUGACGUCUGGUCAUUAAUAGUGAAGAGUUCGCCGAUAGAUUGUAGUGUGACACCAUGGUCUACUUGGAGAUCCAAUGGCAGUUUCGGACAGGAGAUGAGAAUGAGGCGAAUUAUGCGUCAUCCACAAAAUGGCGGAAAACCAUGUCCACACCUAAGUGAGACAAGAGGUACACCCGUUUGUACUUUAUCACCUUGGUCGAAAUGGAGCAAAAACUUUGGGUUUGGACAACAAACACGAUCAAGAACUGUCUUAUCAGGAAUGUCUGGUGCACAAUGCGGAAAACUUGAUGACCUCCGCUACACUGGCAGGAUUCCCACUAUUCAAGAAACAGCAACAAAUGUCAAAGAUUUUUUUCUCCGACCAACUGGUCAAACCAAAAGUACUAUCAACAACAAUCAAACUGAAGAUUUGACAAGAGAUUUGGUACUUAUCUUAGACAGUUCUGGUAGUAUCGGCACUGAUGGUUUUAUUUUAGCAAAAGAGCAACUGAGUACACUUGUCGGUCUACUUUGUCCGAUCGAUCCUUUUAAUAGGAGAGAUUUGUUUCCCUAUCAAUUUAACCAAGCCGCCAUGGUAACGUAUUCGACGCAUGUGACUACAAACUUUUAUUUCAAUACAUUCAAUACCACAGUCAGUGUUCAGAAUGCCAUCAAAAGUGCGACUUAUGAAGGUUCGUCAACAAAUACCAACAAAGCGUUUGAUCGCGCAAGGGUUCUCUUUCAACCUGGUACAGGUGUAAGAGAUGCAGCACGCGCUAAACGAGAGGUACUUAUUCUGACUGACGGACGAUCCAACAAUCAAACGUUAACUCUGGCUGCGGUUGCACAACUCAAACUUGUAGCUGAUAUAUACGGUUUAAUGAUUGGAACCUAUACACAGGCUGGAAAGGAUGAACUCACAAAAUAUGUAUCUAAACCAAUAGAACAGCAUUUAUUUUAUGCUCAGGAUGUCCAACAACUAAAAGAUCUAUUAACAGAUCUUAUUAAUCAGCAGAAGCUGGAAGGUCCAAAUUGGUGUAAAGGUUUUACCAAAAAAUUAAACAAAAAGUUAAACAAAGCUAAACGUAAAAUAAGAAAAAGGUUAAAUAAAUUAAGACGCAAACUCAAACCGAGAAAAAAGGACAGAGGAAAGAACUUGUAA
Messenger RNA from Ruditapes philippinarum (Manila clam), 1237 nucleotides. RefSeq names its product collagen alpha-5(VI) chain-like. Lineage: Eukaryota; Metazoa; Mollusca; Bivalvia; Venerida; Veneridae. The transcript has 4 exons. The coding region runs from base 38 to 1237 and encodes 399 amino acids. The record is from RefSeq and is a predicted model, not a curated record.